Spodoptera exigua (beet armyworm) is the source of this 644-nucleotide messenger RNA. NCBI's taxonomy places the organism in Eukaryota, Metazoa, Arthropoda, Insecta, Lepidoptera, Noctuidae. The record is from the annotation of a GenBank genome assembly.
CUUUUAUUUUCCAUGCAUUUUUACUUCCUUUUUAUGUGAAUUAUGAUUUUCUAAUAAUUCAUUCGUGUUUUGGAAGUAAUAGCGAGUGAUAGUCACCAAACUGUUUGUGAAGAAGUGAUAUUAAUCUACCUACAUUUUACUUGUUGAGCUGUUAACUUAAACAUCGCCAUGACUUUAGGCACUUACAAUAGACAUCAGGCCAAUAAAAAAAAGCAAGCUGCCUUGGCAGCGGCGUUUCCUCAAGGGAUACGUUGUCAGAAAUGUCUGGAAUAUGGCCAUUGGAGCUAUGAAUGCACAGGCAAACGCAAGAUCUUGGUGCGUCCUUCGCGCACGCAGGUCUUCAAGAAGAAUCUGAAAUCACAAGAACAAGGCUCCUGCAGCAAUGGCAGUUGCAAGAUACCCAACAAAAAGAAACGUACAAAUGACUGCGCUGACUGCUCAGACAACAGUUCAUCUGGAAGCUCCUCUGGUUCAGAGUCUGAUAGCUCGGAUGAUUCUGAGAGUGGCAGCAGCAGCGACUCCGAGAGUGACAGUGAGAGCAGCAGCGGCUCCGAGUCUGGUUCUGAUGGUUAAACGGGUACUCAAAAGUCUGUAACAGUGCUGGUAUUAGCAAUUUAUUGUCCCUAUAAAAAUUGCACAGCGAC